Messenger RNA from Entrophospora sp. SA101, 519 nucleotides. Lineage: Eukaryota; Fungi; Glomeromycota; Glomeromycetes; Entrophosporales; Entrophosporaceae. The record is from the annotation of a GenBank genome assembly.
AUGAAAGCGCAAGACCAAAUCGAUGAAGCAUACGGUGAUUGUGAUGAAGAAGGAUUCUGUGAAGAAUGGAUGGCAGCAAGAACUGAUAUAGUCUUGGCUACUAUUUUAGAUGGAGUUAUAUUUUUGCUUUUACUGGCAUUUUUUAUUGGUGGAAAUAGUCUAAGGAAAGAUCAUUGGAAGUUGAUUACUGGAUUAAUUAUUCUUGAUUGUUUCCUUCAAUUUUCAGUUGUGGCAUUGAUAUUUCAUGCAUAUAAAAAUUCAGAAAAAUUUAUUUAUGGAUAUAGACUUGACACAAGUUUUUAUCUUGCCUCAUUAGCAGCAGUAUUAAAUUUAACAAAUGGAGUUGGAUUUAUUGUUUAUUCAGUCUUCCUUCAACCAAAAGAAGAACAACUAUCAAAUGACGCUAAUAAUGAUAAUGGAUAUGAACCAAUUAAUCAAUCAGAUGAGGAUGACAUUGAAUUUAACCGACCUGUUCCUCAAUUAUUGAUGGUAGGAAAAAAUGGUUCUAAAAAUAAAUGA